UAGUCAUAGAAACCCAUAAAACUAAUUACCCCCUAAAUCAAUCAUUUCUAUACUUUCAUCUGUUUUUUGUACUUCAAAUGGAGUUGUACUCUGUGCAACUUAACUUGUACACUGCCUAUUUAAACCAUACCCUCCUUACUUUUCCAUUAUCUGAAGACAUAUAACUUAUAAGCCAUAUAGGUAUAGUGGUAUACCCCACUGAUCUUUUAAAGAAAUUAACCACACAACACACAACACACAAUACACAACACAAAUCUUGAAUUUCAAGAUUGGAAAGCUCUAACCUUUUAUCUACUUAUCUUAUAUUCUCUCUCUCUCUCUAGAACUCGAGAAACAAGAGAGAGAAACAAACCAACAAUGGCAGUGUGCACAGUGUACACAGUCCAAGCUCUAAGCUCAUCAUGCUCAAUCUCAUCACCCACAAAAACCCACAUGGGAUUGAGCCCAAAACAGGUGUUGUUCUACAACAAUAGUGGCAAAAAGACCAAAAGUGGGAGGUUUAGAAGUGGUGAGAUCACAUGCUCUGGUGACACAAUAGUAAUAGGACUAGCAGCAGACUCUGGGUGUGGAAAAAGCACCUUCAUGAGAAGGUUAACCAGUGUGUUUGGUGGUGCAGCCUCUCCACCAAAGGGUGGGAACCCUGACUCAAACACACUUAUAAGUGACACAACCACUGUCAUAUGUUUAGAUGAUUAUCAUUCAUUGGAUAGAACUGGAAGGAAAGAAAAGGGUGUGACUGCACUUGACCCUAGAGCCAAUGACUUUGAUCUUAUGUAUGAACAGGUUAAGGCUCUUAAAGAUGGUGUGGCUGUUGAGAAGCCUAUUUAUAACCAUGUUUCUGGGCUUUUGGACCCUCCUGAGCUCAUUAAACCACCUAAGAUUCUUGUCAUUGAAGGUUUGCACCCAAUGUAUGAUGAGAGAGUAAGAGACCUACUGGACUUCAGUAUUUACCUGGACAUUAGUAACGAGGUUAAAUUUGCAUGGAAAAUCCAGAGAGACAUGGCAGAGAGAGGACAUAGUCUUGAAAGCAUUAAAGCUAGCAUUGAGGCCAGAAAACCAGAUUUUGACGCUUAUAUCGACCCGCAAAAGCAAUACGCGGAUGCAGUAAUCGAAGUGUUGCCAACCCAGUUGAUUCCCGAUGACAACGAGGGAAAAGUGUUGAGAGUGAAGCUCAUCAUGAAAGAAGGCGUUAAAUACUUCAACCCUGUCUACUUAUUCGAUGAAGGUUCCACUGUUUCAUGGAUCCCAUGUGGAAGAAAGCUCACUUGCUCGUACCCUGGCAUCAAAUUCGCCUAUGGUCCAGACAGCUAUUUCGGCCAUGAGGUUUCAGUGUUGGAGAUGGAUGGACAAUUUGACAGACUAGAUGAACUCAUCUAUGUUGAAAGCCAUUUGAGCAACAUUUCGACAAAAUUCUACGGUGAAAUCACGCAACAAAUGUUGAAACAUUCUGACUUCCCCGGUAGUAACAAUGGUACUGGUUUGUUUCAAACCAUAGUCGGGUUGAAGAUCCGAGAUUUGUUUGAACAAAUUGCAGCCGGUAAAGGAGCUGUCUCACUUGAAGCUUCAAAAGCAUGAUCAUACAUAAACAAAGAGUUAUUAUUAUGAGUUCAUGUUGUGAUCACAUUAUAUGUAUUUUAUUCCAUUUAUGUAUGUAUGUAUUCCUUCGCUAUAUGUAAUAUAAGUACACCAGUUCAUAAAUGUAACCCUGGUAAUUAUGUUUAUUAAAAGCUUUAUUAUUAUUCUUGUAA
Messenger RNA from Helianthus annuus (common sunflower), 1748 nucleotides. RefSeq names its product phosphoribulokinase, chloroplastic. The transcript has 5 exons. Gene Ontology annotation, molecular function: ATP binding; phosphoribulokinase activity. Gene Ontology annotation, biological process: carbohydrate metabolic process. The record is from RefSeq and is a predicted model, not a curated record. Gene Ontology annotation, cellular component: cytoplasm; chloroplast. The coding region runs from base 358 to 1575 and encodes 405 amino acids. NCBI's taxonomy places the organism in Eukaryota, Viridiplantae, Streptophyta, Magnoliopsida, Asterales, Asteraceae.